This is a messenger RNA of Ostrea edulis (European flat oyster), 1385 nucleotides long. RefSeq lists its product as uncharacterized. The coding region runs from base 105 to 1280 and encodes 391 amino acids. The record is from RefSeq and is a predicted model, not a curated record. The transcript has 7 exons. Lineage: Eukaryota; Metazoa; Mollusca; Bivalvia; Ostreida; Ostreidae.
CAUUGUUAAACAGCGCGACGCCGGGUAGAUAUAAAAGGAGUGAGCGAGUGAGUGCGAGUAUUAGGAGACAACAGGUGAUAGAAGUCACACCAAACAAGCGAAGCAUGGAGUUCUUGAAAGUCCUCGUGGUUUUGUUCGUAGUUUUUCACGGUUCACUCUCGAAGCCUAUUGGUUCUGAUGAUGAGCUACGUGUCAUUGCCGGACAACUAGAGAGACUCGUAGGAAGCUUACGGCGGCUUGUAGAUUAUGUGGAUAUGCCAGAGUACUCGAUGAGCGAUACUGAAGCAAGAAGCGAGUCUACGUUAGAAUACCCUAUCCCAGGAACCAAAUUGUUGGGGAAGCUGUUGAUGCCAUACUUCCGCAGUUUCCCAGAUGGACCAUAUACAUCGGAGAUGUCUUUAACACAACACAACAUUGUGGCAAAGUUGAGUGCAUGGUACAGAAGUGAUCAAAUGAUGUUCAGAGAACGGGCUUUCGACAACAUUGCGGAGGAGCUCUUGAAUGCCCAUUUCCAGUGCGCAACUACAAAACUCAACCAAAUAGUUUUCUAUGUUUUGAAGAACAAAGCACACGAGAUGACGGAGAAUGACCUGAACAUGAAUGUUCGCGUGAGGAAGAUUCUCAAGAGCUGGAUGGAUACAUCCAAUGUGGAUAAUGUCGCACAGGAAAUUGUUUUAGCAGCGCAGAAACAAACUUACGGGGAGAUCAUUGAUCAUAUUGCAUAUUUCCAAUUGGAAGAUAUCCUGGAAUUCCUAGGGAAAAUAAAAAUGCUCAUGAGGAGAGCUGAGCAGAAUAAAUGGUCCCCAGUCAUGUUCGAUGAGAAACUAAAUCAACUUUUGACAGACCAUGAAUUUGUGUUUGAAUGUCCGAGUAUGGACGAUCUAUGGAGAUUCCACCUCGAAAUUGCCAGCCGUUUUCAGGAAAGAUUUCCUAUCACCAAACCUUUAACGGAGACCAAAGUCUGGCUGAGGGAAGUUCUACCCACAUACAUAACUACGGACGCCACCCCAGCCAUUACUGCCAUCAUCCAAGUGUACAAGGACUACGUCAAGUCGGUCAUGUCCCAAUUCAAGGAAGUGGAGAACCACAUGAUCAACGGAAAUACAGCUGACAUCGCAAACUUUAUGUCUAAAUAUCUUGCACCACAUCAACUCCAAUAUCUGCGAUCCGUCUUUGAAUUCCUUAAUACUAGGGAUACCAGCAACGUCAUGAAAAUAGAAGAAUUGGGAAAUCCCCGGCAAUCUUACAGAUGCACAGAAUUCAACGGAAGGUGUAAUUGAGACAUCAGGCAUAUCGACAAGUGAAAUACAAUCUGUGAAAUCGCCUGAACAUUUUCUAAUGCAUUCAAACUUCAUAAGUUUUGAAAAAUAAAAUAUCAAAAAUGA